Colletotrichum karsti is the source of this 1836-nucleotide messenger RNA. Its product is annotated as cytochrome P450. The transcript is spliced from 3 exons. Bases 1 to 1836 code for a protein of 611 amino acids. The record is from RefSeq and is a predicted model, not a curated record. NCBI's taxonomy places the organism in Eukaryota, Fungi, Ascomycota, Sordariomycetes, Glomerellales, Glomerellaceae. Gene Ontology annotation, molecular function: oxidoreductase activity, acting on paired donors, with incorporation or reduction of molecular oxygen; heme binding; iron ion binding.
AUGGAGACACAGAAUUUCUCACACCUUGCGACCUCAUCUGCCGGCCGAGGCCUCGAGAUCAUGGCCAUUGCCAUGGCCAUGGCAGCCGGUGUCUAUGUUCUUUACCGUCAUCUUCUCCCAAAACCCAUCCCCGGGGUCCCCUAUAACCCUGAGGCGGUAACCUCCAUCCUCGGUGACCUGCCGGGCUUGAUCCGAGAGAACCAGACCGGCGGCAGCGGCCUCGAGUGGAUGAUCGCCCAGGCGAAGCGCCAUCCGGGCCCCCUCUGUCAAAUCUUCAUACAGCCCCUUGGGAAGUCUUUCCUCGUUCUGGCCGACUUCUGUGAGGCCCAGGACAUCUUCCUCCGCCGCGCCGGCGAGUGGGACCGCUCGGACUGGUCCAUCGAGAUACUCGGUGGUGCCGUGCCCAGUCACCACAUCAACAUGAAGACCGGGCCGGAGUGGAAGGCCCACCGUCGUCUACUGCAGGACCUGAUGACCCCUUCGUUUCUGCACACCGUCGCAGCGCCGAACAUCUAUCGUAGCGUCUGCAACUUGGUCGAGCUGUGGGAUUUCAAAUCGAGAGAGUCGAACGGCCGGCCGUUCACUGCCCUCGACGACAUCUACGACGCAGCCAUGGAUGCGGUGCUGGAGUUCAGUUUCGGGAGCGCGUUUCCCCAUCGAGCCAUCCAUCCGCAACUGGAGGCUGCCAGGAACGCAGACCUGAAGGCGCUGAGGGGGUUAUUAAAGGCGGUUGGCGAAGACGAACCCGUAGAGUUCCCUCGCGCGGCAGCCCAUGAGACCAUUCAGGCCACGUACCAGACGUCCAAGGCGAUCGGGGAGGUCUACGACUUUCCGAGACCCCGUUUCGGGUGGUACUUGAAGAAGUUCCAGCCGUCGGAGACCGCUGCUGCUCGGGUGCGCCACGCGUACAUCAAGGAUCAGAUCGACAAGGGCGUUGAGAGGCUUCUGGGAAGGUCAAAGAACGGCAGCGACGAAGAUGAAUGGAUCAAGUCUGCUGUGGACCUGAUGCUUAGCCGAGAGACCAAGUUUGCUGCAAAGGAGGGCCGUGAUCCGAUUUAUUGGUCUUCAACCAUGCGAGACGAGGUUCUGGGCUUCGUGAUAGCCGGCCAUGACACGACGAGCACGACGAUACUUUGGGGGCUCAAAUUCCUCACCGCCUCGCCCGAAGUCCAGGACAAACUACGCGCCGCUCUCCGCGCCGUCCACGCCGGCGCCGUGGAGGAGUCGCGGGCGCCGUCCCCGUACGAAAUCACCCACAACACGGUUGCCUACCUCGAUGCCGUGGUUGAGGAGAUCCUCCGUCUGGCGGGCACAAUUCCCGUCAUCGAGAGGCAGUGCAACCGCGACACGACUCUUUUGGGCCGCUUCGUGCCAAAGGGAACGACGGUUCUCUUCCUCGGGGUCGGCCCCACGAUCACGGAGGUCGGACAGCCCGUGGAUGACAAGCUACGCAGUGAAAGCUCGCAAAAGUCCGUCCGGGAGCGCGGUGUGCGCGGAUGGAACCCCGAGGAUAUCGGCGAGUUUCGUCCGGAGCGGUGGCUGACGAGUAUAGACGGAGAGGAUGUCUUUGACGGGACGGCUGGCCCGACGCUGCCCUUUGGCAACGGGCUCAGAGGGUGCUUCGGCCGGCGGCUGGCGUAUGUGGAGAUGAAGAUCAUAUUCACGAUGCUGGUUUGGCACUUUGAGCUUCUCCAGACCCCUGAGAAGCUGUCUGGUAAUGUAGCGGUAGACGAGUUGACACCCUCCUUCGCCUUGGGAAACUUCCUCUACAUCUCGCUCGCCUCGCCUCAGGCCCGCUACAUCUCGCCACCGGCCGCGGCUACAGCUGAGACAUAA